This is a messenger RNA of Trichoderma citrinoviride, 1351 nucleotides long. Its product is annotated as porphobilinogen synthase-like protein. Bases 176 to 1336 code for a protein of 386 amino acids. Gene Ontology annotation, cellular component: cytosol. The record is from RefSeq and is a predicted model, not a curated record. NCBI's taxonomy places the organism in Eukaryota, Fungi, Ascomycota, Sordariomycetes, Hypocreales, Hypocreaceae. The transcript has 2 exons. Gene Ontology annotation, molecular function: zinc ion binding; porphobilinogen synthase activity. Gene Ontology annotation, biological process: heme biosynthetic process.
UUUUCUCUGCCUUUGGCGCUGCCGGUGACUUAUUCCCGAUUUCUCUUCUCUAUUCUGCGCACACCAUCGGAAGGCGUCUUCUCGCCGUGUCACCAUCCGCCUCUCUCCGGUCCCACCGACCCUCCUCACGACAACUCGUCCAGAGCCACGCCCGAGCGCAAUUGACCAGCUCAACAUGUCCUUCUCCAGUCUCGUCCAGGAGCUCAGCCUUCGCGAUGCUAACAGCGCUCGCCGGCCUGGCCCUGCGCCCUCCGUUUCAACCUCCACCUUCGACGACCGGGCCUCCCACAUCUCGCGCACCAUGUCUGGAUACGCCAGCACUGCGGCCACCAGCGUCAGCAUCUCGGGCGAUAUCGGCAGCCAGCUUCACGGUGGCUACUUCCACCCCCUCGCUCGAUCAUGGCAGUCUGAGCGCCAACUGACCAAGUCGAUGCUCAUCUACCCCAUCUUCGUUACUGAUGGCGAGGAUGACAUGAUCCACGUGGCUUCCCUCCCCGGUCAAUACCAAAUCUCCCUCAGCAGACUGGUCGGCUUCCUCGAGCCUCUCGUGCACAAGGGCCUGCGAUCCGUCAUGCUGUUUGGCGUGCCCCAGAAGCCUGGCACAAAGGACGCUCUGGGCAGCGCAGCCGAUGAUCCCGAGGGCCCCGUCAUCCAGGCUAUCCAGCUCAUUCGCCGCCGCUUCCCCCAGAUCUUCAUCUGCGCCGAUGUCUGCCUCUGCGAAUAUACCUCUCACGGACACUGCGGCAUCCUCCGCGAAGACAGCAGCCUGAACAACCAGAUGUCCGUCGAUCGCAUCUCUGAUGUUGCCAUCGCCUAUGCAAAGGCCGGAGCCCAUUGCGUAGCUCCCUCCGACAUGAACGAUGGCCGCAUCCGUGCUAUCAAGCUGAAGCUGAUCGAGGAGGGCAUUGCGCACAAGACGUUGCUCAUGUCGUACUCUGCCAAGUUCUCCGGCUGCCUGUACGGACCUUUCCGGGACGCAGCUGGCUCUGCUCCUGCAUUUGGUGAUCGCCGAUGCUAUCAGCUCCCUCCUGGAGGUCGUGGCCUUGCUCGCCGAGCCAUUGUCCGCGACAUCAGCGAGGGUGCCGACAUUAUCAUGGUAAAGCCUGCUGGCCAGUACCUCGACAUUAUAAGUGACGCCAAGGAGCUGGGCAAGGAUAUGCCAGUUGCUGCGUACCAGGUCAGCGGCGAGUACUCCAUGAUCCACGCCGCUGCCAAAGCCGGAGUCUUUGAUCUCAAGGCCAUGGCUUUCGAGUCUACCGAGAGCAUUCUUCGAGCCGGUGCCACAAUUGUCAUCAGCUACUUUACUCCCCAGUUUCUCGAUUGGCUGGAGAACUAAUGCAUCAUUUUGAAG